UGCAGGAUGGGGGUGACAGUGCCCAGGACGCUGCUCCUUAUGCUGUCCUGGGCCCUGGCCCUGACCCAGACCUGGGCGGGCUCCCACUCCAUGAGGUAUUUCUACACCGCCGUGUCCCGGCCUGGCAGGGAGGCCCGCUUCAUCACUGUGGGCUACGUGGACGACACGCAGUUCGUGCGCUUCGACAGUGACACCGAGAAUCCCAGGGAGGAGCCGCGGGCGCCCUGGAUAGAGCAGGAGGGGCCGGAGUACUGGGAACGGAACACAUGGCUUUACAAGGAAGCCACACAGGUUUACCGAGUGGGCCUCAACACCCUGCUGGGCUACUACAACCAGAGCGUGGGCGGCUCUCACACCGUCCAGACGAUGUAUGGUUGCGACGUGGGGACAGACGGGCGCCUCCUCCGCGGUUACCGUCAGUACGCCUAUGAUGGCAAGGAUUACCUCGCCCUGAACGAGGACCUGCGUUCUUGGACCCCAGCAGACACGGCGGCUCAGAUCACCAAGAGGAAGUUGGAGGCGGCUGGUGUCGCAGAGCUCCGCAGGGCCUACCUGGAGGGCACCUGUGUGGAGUCGCUCACCAGGUACCUGAAGAAUGGGAAACAGACACUGCAGCGCUUAGACCCCCCGAAGACGCAUGUGACUCACCACCCUAGGCCUGAAGGGGAUGUCACCUUGAGGUGCUGGGCCCUGGGCUUCUACCCUAAGGAGAUCACCCUGACUUGGCAACGGGAUGGGGAGGACCAGACCCAGGACAUGGAACUUGUGGAGACCAGGCCUGCAGGGGAUGGAAACUUCCAGAAAUGGGCAGCUGUGGUGGUGCCUGCUGGAGAGGAGCAGAGAUACACCUGCCGUGUGCAUCAUGAGGGGCUGCCUGAGCCCCUCACCCUGAGAUGGGAGCCACCCCCUCAGUCCACCAUCGACAUCGUGGGAAUUGUUGCUGCUCUGAUUGUCCUUGUUGUCAUUGCAGCUGUGGUCCCUUUUGUCUUGUGGAAGAAGAAAAACACAGGUGUAAAUAAAGGGCCCUAUACUCCAGCUGCCUGUAAUGACAGUGCCCAGGGCUCUGAUGUGUCUCUCACUGCUGAGAAAGUGUGAGAUACUACCGUCUGUGGGACUGAGCAGUACAGGAUUUCUUCAGUUACUUCCUGCUCCCUACUGAGAUUUCAAGAGGUUCUUACUUCUCUGUGCAGCUGGCAUCUGUGUCUAUGUGUCUGUGUUCCUAUCAUCAUCACUGAGGAAUUGCAGAGAAGAGCACAUCCCUGACCACCAAGAUACCUCCCCAUACUGUCCUGUUCUCUUCCUCAAUCAACUUUCCUAUGUAGCAGAUGUGGGGCUGGGAUAUCUCCAUUUUUGAUGUAGCUUCAUGUUGCCCUGGGCUGUAGCUUCUUCCUUCCCUGUUGGAAAAUAGAAUCCGGAUAUUGAUUUGUAUUACAAUUUUACGCCACAAAAUAUGGUUGAUGGGUUAAUUAAAUGAAGAUUCCUAAAUUUCAAAGAGA
Molecule: messenger RNA, 1496 nt
Organism: Urocitellus parryii (Arctic ground squirrel)
Lineage: Eukaryota; Metazoa; Chordata; Mammalia; Rodentia; Sciuridae
Source: RefSeq, a predicted model, not a curated record